AUAGCUGACUAAUGAGAAAGGUCAGGAGACACUGUGACAGGACGGCUGCUGGCAGACAGGGGACACAGGACGCAGACACGUCUGUAUACACUAAGGGUUAGGGGUGUGCCCAGGACUGUAAUGAAGCGUGACUCUCUGCCCUCCGGCUACGUCGUGUGAUCCUUGCUCAGGAUGUCUGGAUGCCCCAGGUGGAGAGGGAUAAGCCCGGCCAACGGAGGCCAGAACCAGAAAUGUCUCCGCACCAAGAACUGGGAGAACCGGACCCUGUCCUACGACACGCUGAACGUGCAGGCUGCCCAGGAUGUGGCCUGCACCAGAGCGCGGUGCCUGGGCUCCGUGAUGUUUCCAUCCCAGAUGACGUGUCCUCAGCCGCAAGAAGCAAAAGUCCCAGAAGAAGUUCUCCCCAAUGCCAAGGACUUCAUCAACCAAUACUACACCUCCAUCAAACGAUCGCAGUCGAAGGCUCACGUGGAGCGCCUGAAGGAGGUGGAACAGGAGAUUCUGGCCACAGGAACCUAUCAACUCAAGGAGACUGAGCUGAUCUUUGGGGCCAAGCAGGCAUGGAGGAACGCAGCACGAUGUGUGGGCAGGAUUCAGUGGUCAAAGCUUCAGGUAUUUGAUGCCAGGGAUUGUAGAAGCACGCAUGAGAUGUUCACCUACAUUUGCAACCACAUCAAGUAUGCCACCAACAAAGGGAACAUCAGGUCGGCCAUCACCAUCUUCCCUCAGAGAAUAGAUGGAACCUCAGAUUUCAGGAUCUGGAAUAGUCAGCUAAUUCGGUAUGCGGGAUACAGGCAGGAGGAUGACACGGUCAUUGGGGAUCCUAUCAACGUGGAGCUGACGGAGCUCUGUGUCCAGCUGGGCUGGAAACCUAAGGGCGGAAGAUUUGACGUGCUGCCUCUGCUUCUACAAGCUAAUGGAAAUGAUCCAAAACUGUUUGAAAUUCCUCCGGAACUUGUCCUGGAAGUGCCUCUCCGACACCCAAACUAUGAGUGGUUUGCAGAAUUGGGGCUGAAGUGGUACGCAUUGCCUGCGGUCAGCAGCCUGCUCCUGGAGAUUGGGGGUCUGCAGUUCCCUGCGGUGCCGUUUAAUGGCUGGUACAUGAGCACGGAGAUCGGGAUGAGGAAUUUGUGUGAUUCCUAUCGAUACAAUAUAAGUGAGGUUGUGGCCCAACAUCUGGGUCUGGACACCAAGAAAACAUCGUCCCUGUGGAAAGACAGAGCAGCCUUAGAGAUUAACAUUGCGGUCCUAUACAGCUACCAGAGCGAUAAGGUCACCAUAGUGGACCACCACGCUGCUACAGAAUCCUUCAUGAAGCACUUGGAGCACGAGACCCGAUUGCGGGGAGGUUGCCCAGCGGACUGGAUCUGGAUUGUACCACCAAUGUCUGGCAGCCUGACGCCCGUAUUCCACCAGGAAAUGGUCAACUACCACCUCUCCCCCUCCUUCCUAUACCAGACUGACCCAUGGAAGCACCAUAUCUGGAAGGGAUCUCAGAGUACUAUCACUAGGAAGAGAACCUUCAAAGAAGUUGCAAAUGCAGUGAAGUUCUCGGCUAAGCUGAUGGGACAAGCCAUGGCCCGCAGGGUAAAAGCUACAAUCCUCUAUGCCACAGAAACCGGUCGCUCUGAGAGCUACGCUCAGAAGCUCUGCCACAUCUUCGCAUAUGCGUUCGACCCCAGGGUGAUCUGUAUGGACCAGUACGAUACCGUCAAUCUGGAGCAUGAGACGCUGGUGUUGGUGGUCACUAGCACGUUCGGUAAUGGGGAUCCCCCAGAGAAUGGUGAGACCUUUGCCCAGGAAUUGAUGGAGAUGACCUCUCCUAAUGUCAGCGCUCUCCAGCCAGAGCAACAGAAAAGCUACAAGACCCGUUUCAAUAGUGUUUCCCAGACCGACCUUCUCGUCACCACCUGGAAGAAUAAACGGAAGGAAUCAAGUAAUACAGACAGCGCCGGGCCCCUGGGCACACUCAGGUUCUCUGUCUUUGGCCUGGGUUCCCGAGCGUAUCCUCAUUUCUGCGCCUUUGGACAUGCAGUGGACACGCGGCUGGAGGAGCUGGGAGGGGAACGUAUCCUGGAAAUGGGAGAAGGGGAUGAGCUCUGCGGCCAGGAGGACUCAUUCCGUGCUUGGGCCAAGACUGUGUUCAAGGCUGCGUGCGACACUUUCUGCGUUGGAGAUGACACUGACUUAAAUAUCCACGACUUCUUCAAAGCUAAAGGCAGCUACCAGAGGUCCAUGUACAGGAUGUCCAUCCAGGCCUCGUCUCCUGACCUUAUUACGGGACUUUCUCAAGUGCAUAAAAGAAAAAUCUACGAGACAACAUUUAUUUCCAAGGAGAACCUGCAAAGUGAAAAAUCCAGUCGCUCCACAAUCCUCAUCAAGCUGGACACUGAUGGACAGAGUGAGCUCAGAUAUUCUCCUGGAGACCACCUGGGGGUCUACCCAUGUAACCGUGAGGAGCUGGUGUUGGCUUUGCUGGAACGUGUGGAAGAUCCUCCACCUGCCAAUGACACUGUACAAGUGGAGACCAUGGAGAAGGACUGGCGUCUGGCAUCUGGACGGAAGGCAACCUGGGUCUCAGAUACCAGAAUUCCUCCCUGCACAUUGCGCCAGGCACUUACUAAUUAUCUGGACAUAACAACACCCCCCACACCCCAACUCCUGCAGUUGUUGAGCGCCCUAAGUGAGGAUCCAGAUGAACGUCAGAGACUGGAGAUCCUCAGCCAGGAUGCCCGUCAGUACGAGGAAUGGAAAUGGUUCCGAUGCCCUAAUCUGGUGGAGGUACUGGAAGAAUUUCCAUCUGUUUGCAUCCCGAGCUCUCUACUCCUCACACAGCUGCCCCUCCUCCAGCCUCGUUACUACUCUAUCAGUUCAUCCUUGGACGCUAACCCUAACCAGAUACACCUCACUGUGGCGGUCGUAUCGUACCACACUCAGGAAAAUAAAGGUCCUCUCCACUAUGGGGUUUGCUCUACGUGGCUGGAUCAGCUGUCUCCUGGCUCCUCUGUCCCUUGCUUUGUCCGAGGGGCGCCAUCCUUCCGCUUACCCUCUGACGUAACCGUUCCCUGUAUUUUGGUGGGGCCUGGGACUGGUAUCGCACCCUUCCGGGGCUUCUGGCAGCAGAGACUCUAUGACAUAGAAAACAAAGGUCUGGUACCCGGGGAAAUUACUUUAGUAUUUGGCUCAAGAUGUGCUGAACUUGAUCACAUUUACAAAGACGAAACUUACGAUGCCCAAAAGAAGGGCGGCCUCAGCCAGAUCUACACAGCCUUCUCACGGCAGCCAGACUCUCCAAAGACCUAUGUACAGGACAUUUUGCGUACGCAGCUUGCGUGUCACGUAUACGAUAUGCUGCAUAACCAGGACGGACAUAUGUAUAUAUGUGGGGAUGUAACUAUGGCAACUGAUGUCCUGCAGACUGUACAACUCAUACUGGUGUCUCAGGGAGAUAUGAGCAUCGUUGAGGCUGGAGACUACAUCGGGGAGCUAAGGGACCAGAACAGAUAUCAUGAGGACAUAUUUGGCAUCACACUGAGGACGCAGGAGGUGACCUCUCGUGUUCGGUGUCAGUCCAUGUCUCUUCAAGAUAAGCGGGAGGCAUGAUGUGUGCAGAAGAACGGAUGCAUGAGAUGAUCAUAUUGGGAGAUGAAGACAUUGUACACAUUACAUAUUAGAUAGGUACACACACAUAUGUAUAUACACCUUGUGUAAUGAGAUAAGCGAUCAUCUGUAACUAGUGACACAAAUGUAUAGUUACAAGGUAUGACUAGCACAUGUGCCGGAACUCCCACCAGCCAAUGUGGUGUCGUUAUGGUCUCGCACUGGACUAGACCCUGAAAGCUAGCAUGUAUUGGCUGUGAUAGAUUACAAAACAUAUUGUUUUAUUUGUACCAGACUGUGCACCGUGUGUAAGGUAACGCUACUUACACACGUGUCAUCCAUACAUGUACACUGAACACUGUGCAUCUGGCUUACAUAUAAGUAUGACACAGUUACACACUAACUGCACAUGGACCGUCGACGUCCCCUCGUGUACACACACUGGAGGUAGACAUGCAAAACAAAGAGGAACCUGGUGCCUCAUACCUCACUAAUGUCACCAGCUCUGGCUAAGUAUGGGCUCAGCUCACAAGAUGUCCGCUCCAAGUGCAUAGACUUUACAGAUGAAUAUGGAUCUGAAUGACGCAGAUUGCAUUUAUUUUCAUCCCAUGUAAUUAUAUUUUACUCAUUAAUAAAGAGCGGAUAUGUUGAUUCA
Pseudophryne corroboree (corroboree frog) is the source of this 4255-nucleotide messenger RNA. It is a transcript of the gene NOS3, whose product is annotated as nitric oxide synthase 3. Gene Ontology annotation, biological process: nitric oxide biosynthetic process. The record is from RefSeq and is a predicted model, not a curated record. Lineage: Eukaryota; Metazoa; Chordata; Amphibia; Anura; Myobatrachidae. Bases 172 to 3603 code for a protein of 1143 amino acids. The transcript is spliced from 27 exons. Gene Ontology annotation, molecular function: FMN binding; NADP binding; calmodulin binding.